AUGAAAGCCGCACAGCGGCGUCAUGCGGCCCUCGCAGCUCAGUGCCGCUCCAGCCUAUCGGCCACCGCGGGGGUUCCCGCACCGCCGCCCGCCAGCCACGCAUUUUCCCCACCCGUCCACCAGGUGAUACACACGAAUGCGUUCGGCAGCGCUCCCCGACGACUCACAAAAAAUCUGAUGCAGAUCGUCAACUACGCCAUGGGAGUGACAUUUGAAGAUAAAGUCUGGUUUCAGAUCAUAGAAGAUGAGAACAGAAGUCAGACAGAAAGCCAGACAUCAGAUGUGAUUGUGUACCAGCUCUUUGGUUUUGAAGGUAAAACUCUGCCCUUCUCUCUGACCAUCAUCGAUACUCCUGGAUAUGGAGACACUAGAGGGAUUGAACAUGAUGUCAUUGUCAGUGAAAGAUUAUUUGAAUUGUUUCGAUCAGAAAAUGGUAUUCACGAACUUCAUGCGGUGGGUCUGGUGGUGAAGUCGAGCGUGAAUCGUCUGAGUGACCGACUGCAGUACAUCUUUGAUACAGUGAUGUCUCAGUUUGGAAAAGACAUUGAGAAAAACAUUGUAGCUCUGGUCACUCACUCCAAUGGAAGAAGACCAAAGGACUUGCUUCAAGCUCUCAAUGCUGCCAAGAUUAAAUGUGCCAGAGAUGAGAAGGAGCAACCUGUUUACUUCCUUUUCAAUAACUGCCAACAUGAAGAACGAAUAGAGGAAGAGCAUCAUAAAAAUGCUGAUAAAAUAGCAAUGGGAGGUCUGAGUGGCUUUACUGCCUUUCUGGAAAAAACUGCACCCCGAAAACUAGACAUGACUUUAGAUGUUCUCAAUGAACGGAUCAGAUUGUCUGCCUGCAUCCAGAACCUGCAGGAAAGAAUCCGUCUGUCUGAGCUGAAAGAGGCAGAAACGAAACAGAUUAAAGAAGCUCUGGAGAUACAUGAAAAUAACAAAACUAAUGAGAAGGUCACUGUAGAAUUUGAUGAAGCCUACAAAGGCAAAGAAGCCAUCGAAGGAGACAUUUGGCUGAUGAUUUUAGUAAAAGGGGCAGUAUGUUGUACGAUCUGUGAGGAGAACUGUCACUAUCCUGGAUGUUCAAGCUCUAGAAAGCCCGAGGACUGUGAGGUGAUGAAAGAUGGCCGGUGCACUGUGUGUACUUUAAAGUGUCCUGCAUCUGCUCAUGUGAAAGGGAAGUGGAGAUAUGUUAACAAGACAAAAAGGGUUCAGAGAAGCCUGGAUGAGAUUAAAAGAAAAUCAAAACAAGAAAAAGGUUUGAAUUUUUUGGGUAAUCUUGAGGAAGACUUGAAAAAGCUGAAAGCAGAAAAGUCGCAGCUGCUGGAAGAAGCUCUCCAACAUAUUGACAAUUUGGGGCAGAUUGCUUUGAAAGUUAAUUCAGUGUCCACAUUUGUCCCAUAUGACUUUUUGAUUGAAAAGCUGGAUGAAAGAGGAGAAGCCAAUAAAAUUCGGAAACUGGAGGAGAUGAAAAACAAAGAGGAUGAAGGAACCAGAACAAUCGUUCUGUCUAUGUGGGGUAAAUUGAAAGCAGCUACCAAAAAAAUUCAAAAGGGCUUCAAGUAGCAAAUCUGGUAUCAGCUAAAUGGGAUCCUUAAAGAGUGCAUCUUUGAAUUAAUGCACUUGUUGCUUGGAUGAAUGCCCGGGAUCAAUUUCUCAUUUCAUAUCAAUUGUUUGUCAUGUAAGCUGUGUUACAUACUUUUAAAUAGACUUCAGUUUAAACACAUGCAGGCACAUAAAACACAGGUCUACACAUUCCUAAUGUUAAAUUCUCAGUGCAAUACCACAAGAAAAUAAAAAAUGCCAUGCCAUCAGAAUAACAAACCACUGUUGACAUGAGGUACCAGCCAAUGCAAAGCAAGGUCGGGUUUCAGAAUUGAUCAUUUUCCAAUUUCCUUCCAUUGAACUAAAUCUUACCCUGUUCAUAAACCAAACAAAAUGUUUAUGUUAACAACAUAAAUGUAUCUGUUUAAAAAUAUCAUUUUUGUUUCUCUCUAUUUAGGUUUCUAUUAAUACAAAAUAAGACAUCAAAUAAUUAAAAAAAAACCUUUAUGAAAAUCCAAAAUACUAAAAAAACAUCCCACUUGUCCUUACGCUGUAACUUCCUUAACAUGUUCAUUAUAGCACAUGAGCUUUAGCAAUGUAAUUACAUGACUGAUCUGCUUUCCAUACUCAAUUAUAUGUUCAGUGUCCUUGCAAUUUAUCAUAAUUUUGAUGACAAUUAACAAACAGCUGGAGAAGCACAGUUUUGUAUUCUUCUGGCUGAGUUUGAUGAUUAUAUUACAUAUGAUGUAAAUGUUCAUAUGAUUGUAUUGCCUCAUAACAUCAGCACCAUGAUAAUGGUUUUGAGUACAUGGACUGUUGUACUCUUCUUGACUUUCAACUGUUUGGUUACAAAAUACAUUAUGGUUUUUACUUAUAUUUAAUACAUCAAUUUCCUAAUAAACUAUUAUUCUUAGAGAUGCAUUGGAAUCAUAAGUCAUUAUUAGAUCUCUGUAUGUUUGACAUUAUGUUCCAAUUUUACUAUAUUUUCUUCUAUUUGUAAUCAUUUGAUGUAAAUUCUGUGAAACAUGAAUGAAAAUCUGAUUAAUAAAUUUCUGGGAAAAGCUUU
Molecule: messenger RNA, 2608 nt
Organism: Xiphophorus couchianus (Monterrey platyfish)
Lineage: Eukaryota; Metazoa; Chordata; Actinopteri; Cyprinodontiformes; Poeciliidae
Exons: 2
Coding region: 1-1563 (520 amino acids)
Source: RefSeq, a predicted model, not a curated record